Molecule: messenger RNA, 1075 nt
Organism: Tuber aestivum (summer truffle)
Lineage: Eukaryota; Fungi; Ascomycota; Pezizomycetes; Pezizales; Tuberaceae
Source: the annotation of a GenBank genome assembly
AUGCUCGUGUGCUGCUGCGGCUCCAGAGUGGUGGAUGGGACUUGUCCCACCCUCCUCUCCCCACCUUCCCACACCCCCAAACUUCGGUCUACCUCCGCUGCCCCCCCUCCCCCUGAGCAGCUGCAAAGGAUCUUGUUCUUGGUAUACUUGAGCGAAUACCCCGACCAUCGUACUUUCAUUCUCCUUCGUCGGUCGAACUUUCUGUUUCGUUUUUCUGUUCCGGCGGAAGGCACCUUUGCACUCGAAUGAAACUCUAACGGUUGCGCGGAGCGAAGCGAUGUCCAUUCUCGACGACGACUCUUUCGAAGAAUACUUUGACCCUUCACCCGGCAACUCUCACGCUAGUGCCGAGUGCGCCGCUGCUAAAGGUCGUUACGAUUCGUGCUUUUUCAAGAGCUACAACGAACGUAUUGCUCCCCCAUUUGCUUGCUUGCCUGUUGUACGAGUGUCACAUGCAGGAGCGAGUGGAACGGACGGAACGGGAUUGACGCUGAGUUGAUUUAUUGCAGGAUACCGGGUCGGUGAGGUGCGCAUGGAUGAAUGCAAGAGUCUGUUUGACCAGUACAAGAGUUGUCUUAAUGUCUGAAUGCCCUCUUCCCUUCAGGUCCCCCAGAGGAGAGAUGGAAGGAGGGAGGGGGGGAGGGGAAAACAAGGAAAGGUCUGUUCUAACACUGGUGUUAGAAAACUUUGGACGCCAGCAGUCUUCCGAGAGAUAGGCCCCCUCCCAGAGUGCCUGUUCCACCCAAGAGAGCCACGGACCCGGACGAAGCCUGGAAGAGAAUCACGAGCAGUAAGUGAGGUUAGCGGUGGCCCGUCCGGGCUGGAGGUUUGUGGUGUGUUUGGGCCGGGUUUGAUAUCUUGCCCUUUCUCUCUCUGUUCCUCUUUGGUUUAUGCGAGUUCUGCUUUGGGGGCCUUUAUGUUUCGGCUCACGUUAGGGCCUUUCCUUUCCGUUUAUUUUUUUUCUUCCCUUUGCCUCCUCCUUAAGUAUACCCUAUCGCCCAGGCUUCCAUGGGGAUCCAUUCUUGUAUUUAGUCAGCUUGCCCGUUGCUAAUGUGGUAUCUGGUUCUUGGAGUUU